GACAAUUACCAGUGAUAAUUAACGAGUCGAGGUAAAAUGGCAGGUGAGAAACGCAGUCAGGACGUGGGGGAGACAGAACGCACCGAAAAUAUCGUUAUCGUUGACAUCGAGGGAACGACCACUAGCAUCAACUUUGUGAAGGAAACUCUCUUUCCUUACGUUCGUGAACACCUGAAGGACUACGUCGAGAAGAACUGGGAGGAUGCAGAGUUCAAGGAUGACCUUGAAAAGCUGAAGGAACAGGCGAAAAAAGAUGAGACUGAUAAAGUUGAGGGUGUCAUUGUCAUCAACUCUGAAACACCGGAGCAGGAGAAGGAAACACUUGUGAAGAAUGUUCUCUGGCAGAUGGACAAUGAUCGCAAGACCACUGCCCUCAAGCAGCUUCAAGGACACAUGUGGCGAGAGGCAUACAAAUCUGGUGAUGUCAAGGGCCACAUCUACAACGACGUCCCCAAGGCCCUGGAGUCCUGGGCCCCCACGAAGAAAAUCUACAUCUACUCCAGUGGCUCCAUCGAAGCCCAGAAGCUGCUCUUCGCCAACAGUUCACACGGUGAUCUACUCCCCCACAUCACCGACCACUUCGACACCGAAAUUGGCCCUAAGCACUCGUCAUCCAGCUACAAGUCCAUCAUCUCCAAGCUAUCAGUCCUCCCCACUGACGUUCUCUUCCUCACUGACACUCCCACCGAGGCUAAAGCAGCAGUCGAAGCUGGACUCUCCUCAAUCCUGAUAAUUCGUCAAGGAAACGCACCCCUAACCGUCGACGAGAAGAGUUCGUACCCAACAGUCCAUUCAUUCCUGGACAUCACCUUCCAGACUCCCCUAAAACGUCAGAAACUGGAGGAACGAUCUCCCCCGAAAGACGAGGAAAAUGUAUCGACAGAAAAAAAAAUUGAUUCCGACCAAAAACCUGACCCAGAAAAGCCCAAGGAAACAGACCCAAAGGGUCAAGCUGAUCCUGAGGACGUGGAGAUGACAGACGUGAGUGAAAAAGCUCCUGAAGCUGGUGGAAAAAUCGUGGAGACUAAAUCAUCGGCGGAGUCAGAUGUCAGUAAAGUUCCGGUUGCGAAGGCAGAUGAUACCCAGGUACCAGAGAAACCCACGGAGGAGUCCCCAGAGCCCGCAAAACCCGAGAAAAUGGAGGUCGACAAGUCCCUCACUGUAUCACAACCUAAAGACGAUAAAUUAUCACCUGAGAAGCUUCAGGAACUGGACUCCAAGUCUCCAGUGCAGCCAAAUCUCUCAGAUAAACUCGAGGAGAAGCCGGAGGAGUCGAAAACCGACGGUGACGUCGCCAAAGUCGAUCCUGACCGCACCCAAAAGCCUGAACGUGACGUAAAAAAAGGUGAAACUGAUGAUCACAAGGAGGUGAAGGCUCCGGACACGAUGGACGAGGAUAAAGUCCUGGAGAAGGUGGUGGAGACCGUGGAGAAGGUGCAGGAUAAGACUGAGAAGCCUCAGGAAGUCCCCCAGGAGGCGAAGGCCGAUGACAAGGAGAAGUCGGAGGAGGUGAAGCAAAAUGGCCAAUCGAAGGUCGAGGUAUCGAUAGAGGAUACGAAGCUCCUGAAGGCUGAGGUGAACGGUAAAAAGGACGAGGAUCACGUGGAGGGUGUCAAGGAGCCCGAGAAAGACGUCUCCAAGGACGUCAAAGACUCCCAGGACCCCCAGGUCCCCCAGGACAUCAGCGAUAAGGACGUCAAGGACCUCGAGGAGGUUAAGGACCUGGAGAUGGACAAGAGCGAAGAGAAAAAAGUCAAUGGCAAUUCGGAGACUGAGGAUUCCCACAGAACCACCAACAACAGCAACGAAACAUCGAAGAAUGGCGAAAGUUCUGACGAUCAGGACACCAUAAAAACGAAGAAAGUUGUCGAGAGUAUCGUUGAUGGGACAGCACCUGAUGCUGAUGUUGUCCCUGUUGCUGUUGUUGCUGCGACGUCCUAAUUAAUUGAGAUGAAAAUUGACAACAAAUUAAUCCUUCGAUUUUUUAAUAUUAAAAAACAAAGUGACAAA
This is a messenger RNA of Diachasmimorpha longicaudata, 2010 nucleotides long. RefSeq names its product enolase-phosphatase E1 (gene Enoph). The transcript is spliced from 5 exons. Gene Ontology annotation, molecular function: acireductone synthase activity; magnesium ion binding. Bases 37 to 1941 code for a protein of 634 amino acids. The record is from RefSeq and is a predicted model, not a curated record. Lineage: Eukaryota; Metazoa; Arthropoda; Insecta; Hymenoptera; Braconidae.